AUCCAAUGUCCUCACAAACAUAACCAAGAAGAAAUAAUCUAAGUUGGAGACUUUUAGAGCAACAGGUUUCCUAGAGACACAGGAAGCUGGAAGGGGGGAAUGUGCUAUCAAUAGAUCCAGUAACAAAAUCAAACGUUGGAAAACAACCAGAAAUUAAUAUGAUGAACUAUAAUAAAUGGCGGCUGAGAACACUUUGGUCACCAUAGGAAAGUUUGUGUAAUCGGAAAAGCUUUGCGCCGUGCAGUUACUUAAAAUGCUUUUACUGGUCUCUGACAAGUCCCCUGCUGGGACCUGGCUCAGUAGCCUUUGGGUGGCGGGUGGCGUAAGGGGUUCCCGGCACGCCUUGCGCUGCUUUUGGCGGGAAAGCUGACCUCCACCGUGGGGUCAAAAAGCCAUCGUCGUGACCCGGCAGGCGACCGUUGAAGAAAUGCGCAUGCGCAGCAGAGGAGGCACGUGCUGAGGCGUACAGCUCUUGUGGUUGUCGGAGCCUGCCCCUCAGAGGCUACGUAAUAUUUGUGUUUUAUUUGGUUGAAUUAAAGAAAAUCAUUUUAUCAGAAGAAGAUGGCCACUGCACAGUUGCAGAGAACUUCCAUGAGUACGUUCAUAUUUCCCAAUAAAAUAUCAACUGACCAGCAGUCUUUGGUGUUAGUGAAGAGGCUCCUGGCAGUUUCAGUAUCCUGCAUCACAUAUUUGUGAAGAAUAUUUCCAGAAUGUGCUUAUGGAACAAGAUACCUAGAUGAUCUUUGUGUCAAAAUUCUGAGAGAAGAUAAAAAGUGUCCAGGAUCUACACAGUUAGUGAAGUGGAUGCUAGGAUGCUAUGAUGCUUUACAGAAAAAAUACCUAAGGAUGGUUGUUCUAGCUGUGUAUUCCAAUCCAGAAGACCCUCAGACAAUUUCAGAAUGUUACCAAUUUAAAUUCAAGUACACGAAUAAUGGACCAGUUAUGGAUUUCAUCAGUAAAAACCAGAGUAAUAAAUCUAGCAUGUCAUCUGCUGACACCAAGAAAGCAAGUAUUCUCCUCAUUCGCAAGAUUUAUAUCCUAAUGCAAAAUCUGGGACCUUUGCCUAAUGACGUCUGUUUGACCAUGAAACUUUUUUACUACGAUGAAGUUACUCCACCAGAUUACCAGCCUCCUGGUUUUAAGGAUGGUGAUUGCGAAGGGGUAAUAUUUGAAGGAGAACCUAUGUACUUAAAUGUGGGAGAAGUGCCAACACCUUUUCACACCUUCAAAGUAAAAGUGACCACUGAGAAAGAACGAAUGGAAAAUAUUGAUUCAACUAUACUGUCACCAAAACAAUUUAAAACACCACUUCAAAAAAUCCUGAUGGACAAAGAUGAUCUAGAAGAUGAACAGGAACAUUAUAUAAGUGAUGAUUUUGACAUUGAAACUAAAAUGGAAGAGCAGAAAAAAAAUCCUGAAUCUUCUGAACUUGGAGAACCAAGUUUAGUUUGUGAGGAAGAUGAAAUUAUGAAAUCUAAAGAAAGUGCAGAUCUUUCAGGUUCUCAUUCUCAGGUUGAACAGUUGGUCAGUAAAACAUCUGAACUUGAUGUGUCUGAAAGCAAAACAAGAAGUGGAAAAAUCUUUCAGAAUAAAACGGCGAAUGGAAAUCAACCAGUCAAGUGUUCUAAAGAUCAACCAGUCAAAUGUUCUAAAGAAAGUCGCAAGAGAGGUCAACCUGAAUCUGGGAAAACAAUCUUGCAUCACUUUGGAUCUUCUAGUCAGGAGUCUGCACCAAAAAGGAGAAAGUUUAGUGAACCAAAAGAACAUAUAUAAGAAUGAUUUUUUCUUCACAUUUGCAAAGUUCUCAACAUUAAACUGAAGGACACUAUAUUACCAUUUUAAGGUGUGUUUUCCCUAAUUCUGAAAGUUGAUAUUUAGUUUUAAGCAGUUCAUACACUAAAAUGAAAUUCUUAGCUGACUGUCAUAUUGUGGGGGAGCUCUGAUUAGCUUAUCUGAGAUUAAUCCAAGAGAGCUUUUGAAUAAAACCAGAAGUACAAAUGUCAUAAUUGAUUCUGUUAUCUACUCAGUAUUGAUCUAUCUUCCAUUUUGGCUGACUCUUUAAAUAUAUAUUAACUUUUAAGGCCCUCCAAAGCCAAUUUUUGAAACAUUUAUUUUGUUAUUAAACUUGGUAGGAAUUCCCUUUUUACUUAUGUUAAAACUUUACCAUUUAAGUGGCUGUUUAUUAAUGUAUUAUUAAAACAAUGUUCUGUAAUCUUUAGAUUCAGUGUAUUAACAUGAUGGUAUAUAAUGUACAAUUUA
Messenger RNA from Tupaia belangeri chinensis (Chinese tree shrew), 2259 nucleotides. It is a transcript of the gene HORMAD1, whose product is annotated as HORMA domain containing 1. The record is from RefSeq and is a predicted model, not a curated record. NCBI's taxonomy places the organism in Eukaryota, Metazoa, Chordata, Mammalia, Scandentia, Tupaiidae.